AUGGGAAGUACUAGUUCUACUGAUUAUAAAUACUCUUUGUAUACAGUAAAAAAUCAGGAACAGGAAGAAAAUAACGAAGUCAUGAAUACUGUCAAUGUUAAUGGUAAAGAAUUUGAAAAAAAAGAAAAAAGAGAAUUGACCGGAAAUAACUGCGAAGGAAGACAUGAAAUAGACAAAAGUAUGUCACCAAUAACAGAUGUCAAACUCGAUAGCAGCGAUAACGGCAAUAAUUUUAUAAGGAUACCUUCCAUUUCCAUGUCUUCAUCAUUAACACCUAUAUCCUCACCACCACCACCAUCAACAAAUAUAGCGAACACAACACCGCCCACAGCAUUAUCAAUAAAUAGGAUACCCUUACCCACACCAUCAUCUACACCAUCAUCAACAACAAUAACAAGAAACCACACAAACUCCAAUAAACAGACGAUGAUGAUGAAGCCUGCCGAAAAAGAUGUUGAAUACUUUCGCGAAACGAGAAAAAAAUUAUUGUUAAUGGAGAGGAAUUUCUAUCAUAGACGCGAAGAAUAUAAAACUAAAAAAGAGAUAUUAAUGAUGGAAGCGAAGGCUAGUGAUAGCAAUAAGAAUAUGAAUGAUUAUUUAUCCGAAAAGAAUUCACGAAUUCGAAAAAAGUUAAAGACUCAUUAUUCUGCCACGCCAACUUUAUCGUCACCGUUGCAAUGCGGUGCUUUCAUUUCAUCAAGCAAAGAUUGUUUUAAUAAGGAAGCUUAUUUUACGCCCAAAAUUCAGCAAAUUUCGUCAAGAUCUAUCGCCACUUCAUCAUCUAUCAGCAGUAAUAGAUCGAAACUUUUACAAGCACCAAAAUCAAUUUUUCCUAAUUUUUCUAUAUCAAAAUCUUCCUCCAAUCCUUUUAUCUCAAAUUCAUCCUUGACUCCCAAAAAGCCUGGCGGAGAUUCUCAAUCGGCCGUAAAAUCUAUCAAAUCCGAUGCAAAGAAAAGGGUUGCCGUAGCUUAUAAUCAUCAUCAGCAAAAUUACGCGGAUUUUAUCCCGUCUUUUUUUUCAUCUACAAACAACACCAAUCGCGAACCUCCUCGCAGUAAAUCAUCAACUUUUGAAUCAAAGACUUCUGUAAUAACAUCUUCAACUAAUAAUAAACAUAUUCCAUUCAUGGAGUUUGCUGAUUCAAUUUCUACCACAAAACAAACGCCAUUUACUACCAGUUUUUCCUCCUCACAGCAGAAAUUGGUAUCACGAGAAACAAGAAUACCCACUCGAAAAUCAAAUCGGACAAAAAAAGAGCCGAAAAGCUUAACUUUCCCUGUGACUUCGUCUACAAGGGAAAAAGGGAAAAUUACAGAACAUGUAAAUAGUGUAAAACAUUCUUAUGAAGUCCAUGCGACAACUGUUCCCCCAACUCAAGGAAAGGAUAUUAUUGUAAUAUCCGAUGGAUCUGAAGAAGAGGAUAUUCCAUAUAAAUCAUCACCUGUUACUGCCACUUCAAAUCCGGAGCAGAAUCAACAAGAACAGAUAACGGAUACAUCAAAGUGGACCUCAAGUGCUACACUACUAUUUGAAGAGGAGAACGAGACUGAGAAUGGUGGUUGGGAUUUAGGACAAGAGGAAAUCAAAGAAGAUAAAGAUUUAAUCCAAGAAGGAUUGGAUCUUGAAUUUAAUGUUGAGGAUGAUGAGCUCGAUCCUUGGGUGUAA
Molecule: messenger RNA, 1665 nt
Organism: Ambispora leptoticha
Lineage: Eukaryota; Fungi; Glomeromycota; Glomeromycetes; Archaeosporales; Ambisporaceae
Source: the annotation of a GenBank genome assembly